Cooperia oncophora is the source of this 381-nucleotide messenger RNA. Lineage: Eukaryota; Metazoa; Nematoda; Chromadorea; Rhabditida; Trichostrongylidae. The record is from the annotation of a GenBank genome assembly.
AUGGUAACUGAACACAUGGGGACUGAACAACCUAACGAACAGCCUAAGCCUGGCGUAGACUAUUCUGACUACUACAAGUAUCUGAUGGAAAAUCCUUGGAUUCAGCAGGCGAUUGCAACAUACGACUGGACGAAACACAGCUCAAAAUUGCUGGAAUCUACACUGGAUCGUGUAGAGUCAAGUGUACAGGCGGCAGCGCAAACUGCCACGCAAAAAGCAUACGACGCUCAUCAGAACUACUAUGUUCGUAUCAACGACAGCGUCACAAAUGCCUAUAAUUCAGGGAUGGAAAAGACCAUGUCAGCAGUGGAAACAUCGAAGAAUGUGGCAGUUCAAGGAGGUACAUUUGGUAUUGGAGCGGCAGUGGUUGCUACACAGGUA